AUGGAUAGGUCACCGCGACCUGAGCUCAUGCGCUCUCCUCACUCCGACUCCAGCGAUCGCUCUGGGUGCAGCUCUGGGAGUGCUCCGGAAGGAGUGGGAAAGGAGGACGUCAUGAUCACUUUGUCGCUCUCCCCCGAAACAUCCGCGCUCCCUCGGACCCGAUCUCCUUUGGCUCGAUCGCAUCUGCGCUCGCGGUCACUAGUUGGUAUCCCUGGCAUGCCAUCGAUGACGCGCGCCUAUUCUUCUCCAGGGCUGGACUCCCGGGGACGAUAUAUCUUCGUCAACGGCCGCGGGGGUUCCGCACCUUCGAUGGAUGGCGCAAAACGACCCAUGAUGCCCUUUCAGAUGCGCGCCGACGAUCACAUCGAGACCCGUCUGGGGUCACUCAACAUUUCCGAGACCAUCUCUGAGAAUGCAGAGCUCGAGACCAUCCCGCGAUCCCCCACCUCCCAGCCCGGCUCCUCACCGGUGCUCAUGCCGCAGACUUUCCCCCGCCAGCCCAUCAGCAGUCCGCCUAUCUACAACUUGCCGCCCAUGCUAGGCGGCAAGUACAACGAGUCAUAUCCAAUUCACUCUGCAUCUUCCACCUCCUCCAUGCCCUCCACCCCGACCAGUCUGCGAUCGCGAAGUCCCAGUAUCUCGUCGCUCGAAACCAUUCCCGACAUUCCUGACGAAGAGGAGGAGGCUAUCGAGGAAGACGAUCGUAUCGCUGAGCUCAAGGCUGCCGCCGAUGCCGCCGAUGCCGCGGGCAACGGCAACCGCCGACGCGGGGCCUUGGAUACAUCACCAUCGACGGCAUUCAACACCAUGCGCGGCGGAUCCAACGUUUACACCACACGCAGCGAUAAGCGCAAGCGAUGGAGUGUCUGCGGCGCUGAGCGACGCCAGGAUCUGGACUUGGAGACUAUCUGGGAAGAUUGA
Messenger RNA from Penicillium maclennaniae, 921 nucleotides. RefSeq lists its product as uncharacterized. NCBI's taxonomy places the organism in Eukaryota, Fungi, Ascomycota, Eurotiomycetes, Eurotiales, Aspergillaceae. The transcript has 2 exons. Bases 1 to 921 code for a protein of 306 amino acids. The record is from RefSeq and is a predicted model, not a curated record.